AUGGAGGAGAAAAAAAACGAGCCGAUCCAGACCACGACCGAGCCAUUGCCAGCUUAUGGCGACUCCGAACUGACUCGCGGAAGCUGGACUCAGCGGGUCGUGGAUAGCUUUAAGCGGGAUCCCAAUGCCAAAGUCAGCGGCGGCCACUCCGCAGGCGCCGAUGGCUCUGGCUUCGAUCUCGAGACCGCGGCACAGAACACUGCCAAUUCACCUUUGCAGCGUAGCCUGAAGGGCCGCCACCUGCAGAUGAUCGCCAUUGGUGGUUCCAUCGGUACUGGUCUCUUCGUCGGAUCGGGUACAGUCCUGGCAGCAGGUGGCCCGGCAUCUGUCCUCAUCGCCUACGCCCUCAUCGGUAUUAUGCUUUACUGCACGGUACACGCCCUGGGUGAAAUGGCCGUUUUGUUCCCCGUUGCUGGUUCCUUUGCACACUACUCGACUCGUUUCAUUGACCCGGCGUGGGGUUUUGCCAUGGGCUGGAACUAUGCUCUGCAGUGGUUGGUUGUCUUGCCCCUGGAAAUCGUCGCCGCUUCUAUCACCGUCGAUUACUGGAGUCCAAAUGUCUCGAAUGCGGCCUGGGUUGCCAUCUUCUGGGUGGUGAUCGUUAGUAUCAACAUGUUUGGUGUUCGUGGUUACGGUGAAGCCGAGUUCGUCUUCUCGGCCAUCAAGGUCAUCGCCGUCAUCGGAUUCAUUAUUCUCGGAAUCAUUCUUAACUGCGGUGGCGGUCCCGAGGGCGGCUAUAUCGGUGCCAAAUACUGGUACAAUCCUGGUGCUUUCCACAAUGGCUUCAAGGGUCUUUGCAGUGUGUUCGUCAACGCCGCCUUCGCCUUCGCUGGAACUGAGCUGGUCGGUCUGGCCGCUGCCGAGACCGCAAAUCCCCGCAAGUCCCUUCCCACCGCCGUGAAGCAGGUCUUCUGGCGUAUCGCCCUCUUCUACAUCGUCUCCCUCACCAUUGUCGGCCUUCUGGUCCCCUACACCGAUAAGCGUCUGGUUAGCGGUACCUCAUCGGCCGAUGCCAAGGCCUCCCCCUUCGUCAUUGCCAUCGAAAACGCCGGUAUUUCUGGUCUACCUUCGGUGAUGAACGUCGUUAUUAUGAUUGCCGUGCUCUCCGUCGGAAACUCCUCAGUGUACGGUUCCUCCCGCACUCUGGCCGCUCUGGCCGAGCAGGGCCAGGCUCCCCGCUUCCUGGCUUACAUCGACCGCAAGGGUCGUCCCAUGUGGGCCAUCCUCGUCUCCUCCGUCCUGGGUCUGCUCUGCUUCCUGGCUGCGUCAGAUAAGCAGACCGAAGCCUUCGAGUGGAUGAUGGCUAUUUCGGGUCUCUCAUCCAUCUUCACCUGGGGUUCCAUUUGCUUCUGCCACAUUCGCUUCCGUCGCGCCUGGAGCAUCCAGGGUCACAGCUUGGAUGAGCUGGCUUUCCGUUCCCAGCCUGGUGUCAUCGGUUCCUGGGUUGGCUUCAUCUUCAACUGCCUCGUCCUGGUCGCCCAGUUCUGGGUUGGCUUUGCCCCCGUCGGCUAUGCUGAGAUGACCGCUGGCGAACUGGUGCAGAGCUUCUUCGGAGCUUACCUUGCUGCCCCUGUCGUCCUGCUCUUUUUCAUCCCUUAUAAGAUCUGGUACCGUACCAAGGUCGUGCACUCACGCGAUAUGGAUCUGGUGACCGGUCGUCGUGAACUGGAUAUUCAGCACCUUGUGGACCAGGAGAAGGCUGACCAGGCGGCAUGGCCUAGGUGGAAGAAGGUCUACAAGUUCUUCUGCUAG
Molecule: messenger RNA, 1752 nt
Organism: Penicillium cinerascens
Lineage: Eukaryota; Fungi; Ascomycota; Eurotiomycetes; Eurotiales; Aspergillaceae
Product: amino acid permease GAP1
Exons: 3
Coding region: 1-1752 (583 amino acids)
Biological process (GO): amino acid transmembrane transport
Cellular component (GO): membrane
Molecular function (GO): amino acid transmembrane transporter activity
Source: RefSeq, a predicted model, not a curated record